AUGAAUGAAGAAAUGGAAUCUUUGCCCAAGAAUGGCAUUUGGGAGUUAAUACCACGGCUCGAAGGGAAAAUGAUAGGUGGCUGCAAAUGGGUCUUUAAGAGGAAAGAAGGAACUUUUGGAGUUGAAAAUUUUAUAUUCAAGGCAAUGCUUAUUGCUAAAGGGUAUAACCAAAUACAGGGAGUUGACUUUAAUGAUGUUUUCUCUCUUGUUGUGAAGCACUAUUCCAUUCAAUUCCUGCUGGUUGCCAUGCAUGAUUUGGAGCUGGAACAAUUGGAUGUUAAGAUAGCAUUCAUACAUGGAGCUGAUGAGGACUUGAUGUGGUUAAUGUAUUCGAGUUGUAACAUUACAAGUCAAGCUUUUCAAGUGAAGGACGACGUUGGCGCUCGCCUUGUAUACAAGGAGAAGGAGGAAGAAAAGAACGGCAACGGUCAAGCCCAACAAAUCCAUCCCUAUGAAUAUGGAAACGAAAUUCCUGUCUAUUGCAGUUUGGAUUGCGAUAAGUGUAAUGGAAUGGCAGUUUUUGCUUGUUCCAGUGGGGAAUGCGAGUUCUGUAAUGGAAUAAAGGCAACUCCUCCUCCUCCCUGUCAUCGAAGUGAGGAUAAUUGCCAGAACUAUAUGCUCUGGGAGGCAAUUUUAGGUAAUUGUGGCAUUGAGGAUUUCUAUGGGUCGGUGCAUGCAAAUUCGUUAGUCUUUCAAUUUUUUGUUCUAUUAAAUGAUUACAAGGGGAGUCCAAGAAGCCUUCUCUUUUGCUUCUUGGAGCAGCUAUCAUGUGUUUUAAGCUUUAGAGGCGAGAACACUCGUUGGACAUUUGUUGACCACUUGUACACAGCUCUGGUGAAUGCCGAAUUUUGUACUUUUAGAGACGACGAUGGGAUAGAAAGAAGAGAAAGCAUCAAGCUUGCGUUGAAGAGGGCAAUUAAAGAGUCUAAGGUUUCAAUAAUUGUCUUCUCCAAAAACUAUGCAUCUUCCAGUUGGUGCCUUGAUGAGCUGGUGAUGAUCCUCAAAAGACAAAAGAUAGGGAAUUUUUAUCAUAUGGUUUUGCCUGUGUUCUAUGGCGUGGAUCCAUCAGAAGUUAGGAAACAAAAGGGAGAUUAUGCAGAGGCAUUCGUGAGACAUGAAGCGCAAUUUAAGGAAGGAAAGUGUGAAGCAAAGAAAUGGAUGGAGAAAUUGAAAAGGUGGAGAGAAGCACUGGAGAAAGCAGUUAAUUUGGCAGGGAUGGCUUUACAUAAUCAUGCAGAUGGGUACGAGUCAAAGUUUAUUCAAAAAAUUGUCAAAGCAGUUGACGACAAGCUAAGGCCAACAAUCUUGAAUGUUGCCCCAUACCUCGUUGGACUGCAUUCUCGUGCCAGAAUGAUUAAUUUGUGGUUAGAAGAUGGAGGAAGUGAUGUUGGAAUUGUUGUCAUUUGCGGGAUUGGUGGAAUUGGCAAGACAACCAUUGCGAAAUUUGUGUACAACUUAAACUUCUCCAAAUUUGAAGGUAGCAGUUUCAUUGCAGAUAUAAAACAAGUUUCAGAACAACAAAAUGGCUUAAUUCAAUUACAAAGGAAGCUUCUUUCAGAUAUUCUAAGAGGAAGAAAGGAGAAAAAAAUAAACAAUGUUGAUGAAGGGCUUGUUAAGAUUAAACAAGUUGUAAGUUCUAAAAGAGUUCUUAUAGUUCUUGAUGAUGUGGAUAAACAAGAACAAUUAGAUGCAGUUUUUGGAAUGUAAGAUUCACUUUCUCCAGGUAGUAAAAUGAUCAUAACCACUAGACGACAACACUUACUAAGAACUCAUGAACAUUGCAAAAUACACAACGUAGACGAGUUGAAUCCUCAUGAAUCCUUAGAGCUUUUCAGUUGGUAUGCCUUUCGACAAAACUGUCCUAUUGAUGGUUAUUUGGUGCACUCAAAGAGGGCAGUAGAGUAUUGCAAUGGGCUCCCACUGGCUCUUAAAACUUUGGGUUCUUCAAUGUAUGGGAAAAGUUUAGAUGUGUGGAAAAGUCAACUUAAAAAAUUGAAAGCUAUUCCUGACAGUGAAAUUCUUAGAAAACUAAGAGUAAGUUAUGACUCUUUACAAGAUGAUCACGACAAAGAUUUAUUCCUUGAUAUUGCUUGCUUCUUUGUGGGAAAAGACAAAGACUAUACAAUUACAAUCCUAGAUGGAUGUGAUUAUUACUCAUUGAUUGGAAUUCACAACCUCUUUGAUAGAAAUCUGUUAGCAAUUGGCACAUAUAACAAGUUGGUAAUGCAUCAAAUGAUUCAAGAAAUGGGAAGGGAAAUUGUUCGACAAGAAUCACCCAAGGCGUUAGGAGAACGCAACAGGCUUUGGAAUCAUGAGGAUUCCCUUUAUGUCUUGAGGGAAAAAAUUGUAAGAAUUAACCAUACUCAAUUAUAUUUGUAAAUAUUUGUGAAUGAAUACUUUCUAAUUAUGUAUCAUUGUUUCUUCUUCUCCCUUCUUUUUCAGGGCACAAGAAAUAUCAGAGGCCUCACUUUUGAUACCCAUUUCUUAAAGGAAGAUAGAGGUAAAUGGAAUGACAUUGGGCCCCACGGAGAAAGUUGGUCUAACAAGCGCAAGAGAUAUCCCUUUGCCUUCUUCUCUAGUCUCUCUAUAGGCAUUUCUACAAAAACUUCAAAUGAAGUAGUAUUGGAAGUUGAUGCAUUUGCAGGGAUGUCCAACCUACAACUUCUGGAAAUUAGCAAUGUACGACCAUGUGGAAAUUAUGAAAAAUUUCCCAAGGGAUUGAGAUGGUUGUGUUGGUCAGGUUUCCCAUUACAAAUGAUUCCUGAUGAUUUCCCUGUGGACAGGCUAGUUGCUCUUGAAAUGUCUUAUAGUUGCUUGAAAAAGGUUUGGAAUGGA
Molecule: messenger RNA, 2835 nt
Organism: Diospyros lotus (date-plum)
Lineage: Eukaryota; Viridiplantae; Streptophyta; Magnoliopsida; Ericales; Ebenaceae
Product: disease resistance protein RPV1-like
Exons: 4
Coding region: 1-1707 (568 amino acids)
Biological process (GO): signal transduction; defense response
Molecular function (GO): ADP binding
Source: RefSeq, a predicted model, not a curated record